AAGUAAUGUUUUAAAAUUAAGUUUCCCAAAACCGGCUGUUUUACUCGAGAGAAUUUAAUGUAUUCAAACAUUUGUGGAAAAGGAAACUAACCUGAUCUCCUCGUCAUAUUCACAAAACAACGUUAUUGAAAGGAACACAGUCACAAGUCGUACAGACCGUUGUGUGUUCUAACAUUUAGGCUUAACUACAUGUUAAGUGAACUAGAACCCAUGAGUUACCACUUAUUGAACAUUAUUCUUCACGUUGUUGUCUGUCUACUGUUUCUUGGGGUUACACAGCUUUUCUUACCAGAGUGUGCUUGUUUUGUUGCUGCAAUCCUUUUUGCCAUUCAUCCUGUCCACACUGAAGCAGUGACAGGAGUGGUAGGAAGAGCUGAGAUUCUGUCUUCAGUGUUGUUUCUUCUUGCUUUUUCCUCCUAUUCUAAAGCCACAAGAAGGCCACACCAUACAGACUGGUUGCCACUACUCCACUGUGUAAUAUUUGUAACAGCAGCCACACUUUGUAAAGAACAAGGAAUCACAGUUGUGGGACUCUGCUGCAUAUAUGAAGUGUUUGUUGUACAGAAGCUUAGACUUUCAGAUCUUCUUUACAUUGGUCAGAACUUAGUGGCUUCCAAAGCUCAACCUCCUCCUUGGCUCAGAGAAAUGGUGCUGCGACUGACAGUUUUAAUUCUUUGUGCCCUUGGUCUCUUGAUUGGGAGAUUUCAAGUAAUGGGUGCCCAGCUACCAGUUUUUACCAGGUUUGACAACCCAGCAGCUGUGGCUGGUACUCCUGUUCGACAGCUUACCUACAAUUAUCUACUGGCCGUUAACACGUGGCUCACUCUCUUCCCCUUCAGUUUGUGUUGUGAUUGGACAAUGGGGACAAUUCCAUUGGUAGAGUCACUCACAGAUCCUCGUAACUUUGCAACUGUAGCAGUUUAUUUAGCUCUUGUACUGUUGGCGGGGUCUGUCCUUUUCUCAGAUGAUGGUCAUUCUGAAGUUGUUACUAUGGGCUUAGCAUUCACGGUGCUACCAUUUCUUCCGGCCUCCAACUUGUUCUUUCCUGUAGGAUUUGUGGUAGCAGAAAGAGUCCUAUACACUCCAAGUAUGGGAUUAUGCCUUUUAGUUGCAUAUGGGUGGCAUCUCUUAAUGGAAAAAAUAAGAUGGAAACCUAUCAUGUGGACCUUGUUAACAGUACUGAUCAUAUCUCACAGCCUGAAAACAGUUGUCCGCAACUUUGACUGGAAGACUGAAUAUUCAAUCUUUAUGGCUGGGUUAAAGGUCAACCAACAAAAUGCUAAGCUUUACAACAAUGUGGGUCAUGCUUUAGAAGGAGAAGGAAAAUUUAAGGAUGCAUUGGAAUACUUCCUUCAAGCUUCUUGUGUUCAAAGAGAUGAUAUUGGAGCUCACAUCAAUGUUGGAAGGACAUACAAUAAUUUAGAGAUGUACGAUGAGGCAGAACAAGCUUUCUGGAAGGCAAAAGGACUUCUUCCGCGCCCUAAAACUGGAGAGCCUUAUAGAGUUCGAAUAGCCCCAAACCAUCUGAAUGUGUUUCUUAAUCUUGCAAACCUCAUAUCUCGAAACAAGAGUCGCCUUGAAGAAGCCGAUGCACUCUACAGACAGGCUAUCAGCAUGAGAGCAGAUUACAUCCAAGCGUAUAUCAACAGAGGUGACAUUCUGAUUAAGUUAAAUAGGACACAGGAAGCUCAAGAAGUGUAUGAGAGAGCACUGCAGUUCGACAGCACCAAUCCCGAUAUUUAUUAUAAUCUUGGAGUGGUAUACCUUGAACAACGGAAAGCUACCCAAGCUAUGGUCUAUUUCAACAAGGCCUUAGAGAUUGACCCAAAUCACGAGCAAGCCCUAAUGAAUUCAGCAGUGUUGAUACAAGAAAGUGGGAACAGCAGACUUAGACAUGUUGCUUAUGAAAGGUUACAACACCUGUUAGAGAAAGGAAAAGCUAAUGAAAGAGUUUAUUUCAACCUUGGAAUGCUGGCAAUGGAUGAGAAACGUGUGAAUGAAGCAGAAAUAUGGUUUAAAAAUGCUAUUCAGGUACGAGAAGAUUUUCGGAGUGCACUUUUCAAUCUUGCAUUGCUUCUAUCAGAUUCAGGGCGUCCACUUGAAGCUGUGCCUUUUCUGAAACAGUUACUGAAGCACCAUCCUGAUCACAUUAAAGGACUGAUUUUAUUAGGAGAUAUCUACAUCAAUCACAUGAAAGACUUGGAAGCAGCAGAAAAGUGUUACAUGAAGAUCCUUCAUAUGGAUCCUAACAAUGUCCAAGCCAAACACAACCUGUGUGUCGUGUAUGUGGAGCGUGGACAACUCACAAUCGGUGAGAACUGCUUACUGCAGGCUGCUAGCCUUGCUCCAAAAGAAGAAUACAUUCAGCGCCACCUUCAAAUUGUCCGUGCACGAUUACGAAAAAUUAAAACAAAAGAUGAAGAUAGUAAUUCUAGAAAUAAGGUAAAUCCGACAGUAAAGCCUGCAAUCUCAGAAAAUCCCUCGAAUAAAAAACAUGUCAAUAGUGAAACUUUUCACAGCGAUAAGGAAAAUCAAACCUCAUCUGAAUCCUGAAUUGUUCCUAAAUAUAAGUGUAGAGUCAGUUACAUAAUAAUAUAUGUCACAUCGAAGAAAAUCUAGUUUUGUUUUCAAAAACUAGGUGAUUUUGUGUCCAAAAGAUCAAGUUUGAGUAUUGUUUAGAUCAACUGUAUAGCUUCCACUUUAUGACAUAUCAGGUAGCAACUACAUUUUUAUUCUGAGAAAAUGUUGUUCUGUAAACUUAUUUAUUUAUUGUAUAAUAUUUUAUUCCAAGACCAGAAAACUGUGAUGUACUUGUGUAGCCUUCCAUGUAUACUAACUCCUGCUUUUUGGCUGAAAUAAUUUCAAGUUAGCCUUCCAGAUAAUGUUUCCUGCAAUUUGUAUCAUUUUUAAUAUUUGUACUAUUGUCUUCAUUACUUUUGUUUAGUAUUUCUGAAGUGUUUCAUGCUUUACUUUCUGCAAUUUAAUUAUAAAAGUCAUGAGAUUUUUCACAGAUAAUUGAAUAUGUAUAAAAAUACCAGAUAAUAAAGUAAGUAUCAUUAUUAUAAUUAUAUUGACAUUUUCUAUGUGCGUGUAAGAUAUAAAGUGACAAAAAACAACUUAAUUUUUUCUUUUAGUAAUGUCUUUUGUGUUAAAUUGUAUGUGAUCAUCAAGUUGUCUCCAAAUCAUAUAACAUUGUGAUAAAUGUAUACCUCUUGUUUCUGUGAUAUGACAAAAAUCACAAAAAACACCUUAAGAAUAAAUUAAAUCUUAAUUAUUGCCGAAUGAAGAAUAAUUGUGUAUUUUGUUUCCACACAUUUAUAUCCUGUUUUCCUAUUAGCACAUCUGUUAAGGAUAAUUAAUAAUGAAAAAUUUGAGUUUCCAGGCUUAUGUAGGAGGAAUUAAAGAAAUUCAUUUUGCAACAUUUAGGUAUGUGUACAAAUGACUGUUUAAGAUCUUCUGUUUCAUAAAUUAAAUUUAUAUGAUUUGAUACUCCUAGCUUCCAAAAUAUAUCAUAAAUUCUUGCAUAAUUUUUAUUUUCUAAUUUUAUUUGAAAUUGCAAAAAAUCAGCUUUCCACAUUGUAUGAUGUGAGUUACUCUAUAAAUUUCUACAGAGAUGAAAUUGCAUGAACCACUUUUAAACCCAAACACUAAAAAGGAGUUUUAUGAAGUCACUCAAGUUACACAAAGUUUUAUAUCUUUCAUAUAAGAAGGCUUAAUUUUUUAAGACUACACCUGUGCAUAAAGACAUGUUUCAGUUUUGUUCUACAAAGAUUUUUUUACCCAACAUUUCAAGAAGCUAGAAUGUAUUCACGUGUUUUAUUUAAUGACUGUCUUAAUGUUAUAUAAUAAGACAUUUUCUAUGCUUUAAUAACAGUAGAAACAAUGAAUUGUGACUUUAAAGCCAUUAACUAACAAGUAUAACAAGAGCUUUUGUAAAGAGAUAAUGUUAUAAAGGUACCUUUAGUAGCAAUUAAUAUUUACUUACAAGUAACCUAAGGUCAUGAAUAAUUUACAGUUGAAGAGUAGUUUGAUCCACUUGAAUGAAAAAACAAGUUGAUAGUUUUUCACUCUACUAAACAAUGGCAUUUUGAGAACAAUGUUGAUUGUUCUGUGAGUAACUUAUGCUAUUCUAGCAACGUACUGUUAUAUUCAAACUGUUUUGUCCAAGUAGAUGAACUACUUUAAAAAGUUUAAAACAUAUGGUUGCUCCACAUGUGGUAUCAGUGAAAAUAUUGAUUAAAUAUUGGCUCAUACACAUAUAAAUACAUAGAGACAAACUAAUACUCUAUUGUAAAGGUCUGUUGUUAGGGAGAAUAUCCAAACAUCUAAAUUUGAUGACAUUUGUAACCCAAAUUAUAUCAAUCGAGCAAUAAUGGAUGUUUAUCAUGGUUUUUUUAUGCCAAACAAUUCAUUUUUUGAAAUAAGGUUUGAUUGUUUUCUGAUCAAGUUUGAUAUUCAGAGUGUUAUCUUGUGAUCAAGAGGUCAUAGAAGGAUGCUAUAGUGGGAAGUAUUUCAGCAUAGAAUGUUCUUACAAAGUUGCUAAAUUUCAGGAAAUCUUUUUAAACAUUUCUUAUAAUUAUGUAAGAUUUUCCAAUCUAUAAUGUGCACAAUGUACACAUUUUUCACUUGUCAUUCAUCCAACUCUGUUGUCAAUAAUGCUUUAAAAGUCAGGGGUCAAUACUAGUGGUAGGCAUAGUGACGAUAGCCCAAUGUGUAGUUUUAUGCUUAAACAGAAAUGAACAAUAAGUAUUUAAACAAUUAAGAGGUAAGCUGUUAUUGCUCAACUAGUUUUGGGUAAAUUGAAUUUCAGUUUUUAGAAAAAAAAAUUAUAAAGUAUAUAAUUGUGUUAUUAAAGUUUUUAAGAUAUUCACUGAUCACAAUACCUUGAAAACCCAUUUUACAGUGUUUGUUUAAGGUUCUUAUCAACUUCUGUUUCUGAGAAAUGAUGAUUAAUGUUGUUUGAUCAGGAAAUGGUAACAAUUUUCAUGACUGGCAAUGUUAUUUUUUGUGAUUGAAAACUCUGAAUCAUGCAGUACUCUGUAAUUCAUUAUUUUAGACAUUUUAAAGUAAUCAGUAUCAUUCAGUUAAGAGUUCUGUGUAGAUGUAUUAAAUGUAGCUUCUGUCUGCAAGAUUUUAUUUUAAAGUUGACAAGUUUUGAAGAUGUAAAGCUGAGAUCUCGUACUUUAGGUUCUAGACCUUUAUUUCCUUCUAUAGGUUUGUGUAAGAUCAUAAUGAAUGUUUUAAACAGUGAAUUAGAAACAAGAACUAAAUAUUACAAAGGACCAUAAAGAACUGAAAGUUCAACAACAGCAACAUUUGUCUCCUCUGAAAAACAAUUUUUAGUCAGAUUGAUGUCAUUGAAUUAAUUAAUUUCACUUUGUAUUACAUUUAAAUAUGCAUACUAGUUGUGCCAAAUUGUAAAUACAUAAA
This is a messenger RNA of Limulus polyphemus (Atlantic horseshoe crab), 5430 nucleotides long. RefSeq names its product transmembrane and TPR repeat-containing protein CG4050-like. Gene Ontology annotation, cellular component: endoplasmic reticulum. The coding region runs from base 190 to 2553 and encodes 787 amino acids. Gene Ontology annotation, molecular function: protein binding; mannosyltransferase activity. Lineage: Eukaryota; Metazoa; Arthropoda; Merostomata; Xiphosura; Limulidae. The transcript has 20 exons. The record is from RefSeq and is a predicted model, not a curated record. Gene Ontology annotation, biological process: protein O-linked glycosylation via mannose.